UGUUCGUCUUAUUAGCGCCACCUAGCGAACAGGAGGCGCAGGAAAUGUGAAAUAGCAACACAAACAACACAACCAUCUAAAACUACGGAAGCCCUAAAGAGCCAAUUCAUUAUUUAAUUGUUUUCUCGUGAUCUCGACUUCAUUUUCUCGUGAUCUCGACAUAAAAGUUGUUUUUUGGUGAUCUUGACUUCAUUUUCACAUAACAAGUUGUCUUCUCGUGAUCAUGACAACUUUCUCGUGAUCUCGACAUAAAAAAAAAACAGUUGUUUAUUCAUGAUCUCGACAUAAUUUUCUUGUGAUCUCUACUUAAUUUUCCUCACAAUCUCGACAUAAGUCGUUUUCUCGUGAUCUCCACAUCACAACAUGUUUUUAUUGUUCUGGAGACAGCAAAAAAAUUAGUGCAAUCCCACUAACAUUUUCGGAAGGAGUCUCCAGUGCGAGUGUUUUGUAAAAGUCAAAGGUAGAGCUGUAACUUUAAGUUUUUAGGAUUGAGAGAUUUGUGGUUUAUGGUUUCUUGGUAUCAUCUGUCUUAUUAACUUCACAAGAGAGAUAAAGAGAGGCUGGUGAAUGAACAACUGUUUAUAGCUGCCAUAACGUAAGUGCUAACAAGGAACAUUCCAAAACAACAGUUUUAAUUAUAAAUAGAUAACACAUGUAAAAUGUCAUUCUUUAAUAAGAAUUUUGUUUUUGUAACUGUUUUUUUUUUUUGCAACAAAUGAGGUAAUACACUAAUACUGUAAUACUUCACGGUUUACCUCGUUAUCCAACUGCUUUUUCUUUUCAGAGACUGAUUUCUUUUAAAUUCGCCACACCAGUGAAUAUUUGCUUCUCACUUCCUUGAUGAAUGAAUUAAACGCACACCUCUCCAACAUCAACCUAUCAUGUACUAUACUUAAAUGAGCUUUAAAAUGAUCUUAUGUGUCAGAAAACGUUCAAAAUGCUUACAUGUAUGGUAAAAGAGACAUUUUAUAACACCUUUUCAGGAGGCAAGACCUGAUCAUAUAUCACUUAGUAUCCACCCCUGUAAUAUUUGGAUUGGACAGGAAUUUUACACGUUUCCAUUUGAGCUCUUCAAAUAGAACGUGGCCACGAGCACUUUGGUGUCAGUCGGCCGUAGGGACAGAACGAGACGUUUCACAAGAAGUGGAAAGAGCACCUCGGCACAAUGAAGUCCUUCAUCGGAGUUUUACUCUCUUGCCUUUCAUUUAUCCUGGUGGAUAUCUCCGACUGCUAUAAUGUUAUUUAUCCAUCGCAGAUUUUAGCCCAAAGUUACGCACAAAGAAGAAACGAUGCAAAUCCAUCCAACUCCAGAUUAUCACAAAGGACGCUUAAUCCAGCAGCUACAGAUUCUCACUGUAGGAGCCGGCCGUUGGACCUUAUCUUUAUCAUAGACAGCUCUCGCAGCGUGCGUCCAGGUGAGUUUGAGAAGGUUAAGGUCUUCCUUUCGGACAUGGUGGACACUCUGGACAUCGGCGCUGACGCCACUCGGGUCGCCGUGGUGAACUACGCCAGCACUGUCAAAAUCGAGUUCCUCCUCAAAGACCAUCUGAAAAAGGGAAGCAUGAAGCAUGCGAUCAGUAUCAUCGAACCCCUGGCUGCGGGCACCAUGACCGGUCUGGCCAUCAAGAAAGCCAUGGAAGAUGCCUUCACCGAGCAAUCGGGGGCACGGCCGAAAUCACAGAACAUCACAAAGGUGGCCAUCAUUGUUACGGAUGGGCGUCCUCAGGAUCAGGUGGAAGAAGUGUCGGCUUCAGCCCGAGCCUCAGGGAUCGAGAUCUACGCCGUGGGCGUGGACCGGGCCGACAUGCGGUCGCUCAAACUCAUGGCCAGCAACCCACUAGAAGACCACGUGUUCUACGUGGAGACCUACGGCGUCAUCGAGAAGCUCACCUCCAAGUUCAGGGAGACGUUGUGUGGUAUCGAUGCUUGUGCACUGGGUCAUGACUGUCAGCACACAUGUGUGAGCAGUGGCUCCUCCUAUUACUGCACCUGUCCUCCAGGCUUUGUCUUGAUGCAGGACAAGAAAUCUUGUUUCAAGGCCAAGCUGAAGGUGGAGAUCGUUCAAGAUCCGUGUCACUGUGAGGCCAGACUGGCUUUCCAAAGUCAGACACUAAACUCCAUCCAGGCCCUCAACGGCAAACAUAUCCUUUCCUUUCAAUCUGAUGCACGGACGAAACUAAACAUCUGUCUUAACACUAGGACUUAACGAGUCAACUCUUUCAGGUGAAUUUUGAAAGCCAACUCACUUUCAGUCAUAGUUUGGUAAAGACGUGUCAAAAUAUCACAAACCUGGUCCAAUUUGGAAAAAAAACUGGUUAAUGUUUAUUGGUGAACUGAGCCAAAUGGUCUGCCUCACUGAAAAGUGCCAGAAUUCCCAUCACUGCUUAACAUUUAAACAUAUACAUAUCUUGGUCUGUAUUAUAUAUUGAUGUUGAUAAUAUGGUAGUCUUUGGUUUGAGAAGAGUAGAUUAUGGGGUUAUUUUGAAGGUGGAGCUCUGGUAUUGUAAUCUGAUGGAACCUGUAGCACUGUGGCUUCUUUCAGUUUGUUUUGGGGGGUUUCUCCAUUCAGUCUCCUCUUCAGGAGGUGAAAUGCUGCUCAAUUGGGUUAAGGUCUGGAGAUUGACUUGGCCAGUCUAAAAGCUUCCACUUUAUUGGGUUGACGAUAUGUUUUGGGUCAUUGUCCUGCUGCAUGAUAAAAUUCCUCCUGAUUAGAUUGGAUGCCUUUCUCUCUAAACUGGAAAUGUUUCUGUAGACUAAAGAUUAGUGAGCCUGUUCCAGAAGAAGUCAUGCAAGCCCAAGCCAUGACACUACCUCCACCAUGCUUGACCGAUGAGCUAGUAUGUUUUGGAUCAUGAGUAGAUCCUUUCUUUCCACACUUUGGCCUCUUAAUCACUUUUGUAGAGGAUAAUCUCGGCUUCAGAACUUUUGUGGCUCAUCUCUGUAUUUCUUUGCGAAUUCCAAUCUGGCUUUCUGAUUCUUACUUCUGAUGAAUGGUUUACAUCUUGUGGUACGGCCUCUGUAUUUCUGCUCUCAAAGUCUUCUUCGAACUGUGGAUUGUUUUUCUUCACAGCUCUCACAACGUUUUUGUCAUCAGCUGCUGAUGUUUUCUUUGGCUUGUUGUAUCGGCUAUGCCCGAUGUUUGUCCGAGGCCUCUGAUAGAUUUUCCCUCUUUUUCUCAGCUUCAAAAUGGCUUGCUUUUCUCCCAUAGACAGCUCUCUGGUCUUCAUGUUGGUUUAUCCUUAUUAACAACAAAUGCAGUCUUCACAGGUGAAACCCAGGGCUCAAACCAACAAUAGACAUUCAGGGCUAUUAAUUGGUUAAACAAUCAAUCUAACAGGGCAGCACCUGGGCAACAAGAAACACCGGUCAUAUAUUACAUUUCUGAUCACUUGAAAAAUGGGUGGGUUCGACCAAAGGUGCCAUGUUCUAAGUUGUUUAACACACCUAGAUGUAAAUAUCAGGAAAUGAGAGCUGAAAUUCUGAUCUAUCGCCUCAUGUUCAUCUUUUGAUCCCACGCCCAGAUGUCUUCAGUGUAUAGCAAGAGUCCAGAGUCUCCCGUUAGAUCCUGAGCUCAGUUUACUGUCUGUGUGGAGUUUCUCAAUGUUCUCACUGUGUCUUCGCGGGUUUCCUCCAUUUUAUUCCCGUAAAUGGAUUGGCUAUGCUUAAUUAUGCCCAGGUGUAAAUGUGUGCGCCUGCUGC
Messenger RNA from Ictalurus furcatus (blue catfish), 3699 nucleotides. RefSeq names its product matrilin 3a (gene matn3a). The transcript has 4 exons. Bases 1166 to 2206 code for a protein of 346 amino acids. Gene Ontology annotation, molecular function: calcium ion binding. The record is from RefSeq and is a predicted model, not a curated record. NCBI's taxonomy places the organism in Eukaryota, Metazoa, Chordata, Actinopteri, Siluriformes, Ictaluridae.